CGCUUUGCCUUUCCCCGCGGCCCGGCCGCACCGGGACCGCUAUAAAUCCGGCGGCGGCGGGAGCUGCCCAGGCCGUGCGGGGAGCGGAGUCGAGCGGGGAGCGGAGUCGAGCGGGGAGCGGGGCUGCCCAGGCCUUGGAGGAGAUGAGCUCCCUACGGUCCCCCGCCCGCGGCACGAAGGACCGCGAAGUGGCGGCGACCCUGCGCUACCCCUCCGGCAUUGGUGCCGGGGAGCUGCCGGCCGCCGCGGGGGAGGCUUCGCCGGCUGCCGCCGCCCCCUUGGCCCUGCAGGCGGGUCCCCACCUCUUGGCCAGCAUGCACCUACAGAAGCUCAACAGCCAGCGCCGCGCCGCUGGGGGAGUCCAGCGCCCGCAGGAGCCAAUCUCGCCGCCUGGCUGGGGCCUGGGGACGCAGCCGCGGGGCGCGGGGAGCCGGCCCCCACCGGCCGCCGGCCCCGGUGUCAUCGACUCGGACCCGGUGGGUGAGGAUGUGCUCGGGGCGCUGGUGCUGCAGCUUGGCCUCGACAGGGCGGACGAGCUGCCGGAGCUCUGGCUUGGCCACCGCGAGUUCGACUUCACCGCGGACCUGCCGGCCGGCUGCUGAGGCUGGAGGGCGGCCGGGGCGGGCGGCUCCCGCGUCGCCCCGCCGAGGACCCGCGGUCCGUUGCCGCUGGACUUCGCGAGCGCCUCGGGGGCCCACGGGGGGCGAGGGCAGCGCUGAGGGCGGGGUGGCUGCGCCCGGAAGCCCGGCCGCGCGUGGGAAGGGGCCGCCUUCGAGGCUGGAGGAGGGGUGGGGCCGCGCUGCCCGCCCCCAGCGCGUAGCCGCCUCACCAGGCCAGGCAGGCGCAGGUCUUAAGCUGCUGUCUAAUAAAAUCUGGAAGGACCCUUG
This is a messenger RNA of Tyto alba (common barn owl), 887 nucleotides long. RefSeq names its product Cbp/p300 interacting transactivator with Glu/Asp rich carboxy-terminal domain 1 (gene CITED1). Gene Ontology annotation, biological process: regulation of DNA-templated transcription. Gene Ontology annotation, cellular component: nucleus. The transcript has 2 exons. NCBI's taxonomy places the organism in Eukaryota, Metazoa, Chordata, Aves, Strigiformes, Tytonidae. Bases 144 to 602 code for a protein of 152 amino acids. The record is from RefSeq and is a predicted model, not a curated record.